Molecule: messenger RNA, 5042 nt
Organism: Platichthys flesus (European flounder)
Lineage: Eukaryota; Metazoa; Chordata; Actinopteri; Pleuronectiformes; Pleuronectidae
Gene: lin7c
Product: lin-7 homolog C (C. elegans)
Exons: 5
Coding region: 170-775 (201 amino acids)
Biological process (GO): maintenance of epithelial cell apical/basal polarity; neurotransmitter secretion; protein localization to basolateral plasma membrane
Cellular component (GO): cell-cell junction; basolateral plasma membrane; MPP7-DLG1-LIN7 complex
Molecular function (GO): L27 domain binding
Source: RefSeq, a predicted model, not a curated record
UGAACGCACCGUGACACUGGCAGCUAGCCUAGCCGGCUAACUUGGCUAAUCUGAUUUAUCGCCCGAGUUAAGCUCGCGUAAGGUUAGCCCGGAUUACCAACUUUAGUUUUCCCACAUCUUGCGUUUAACGCAACGUCUACCUGACACCAAACAGCCUCAUCUCAUCAGGAUGGCAUCGCUCGGGGAGCCUGUGCGACUGGAAAGAGACAUCAACCGUGCCAUUGAACUGCUUGAUAAGCUCCAGAGGACAGGGGAAGUGCCCCCCCAGAAGUUGCAGGCGCUGCAGAGGGUCUUACAGAGUGAAUUCUGUAACGCUGUCAGAGAAGUGUAUGAACAUGUGUAUGAAACGGUGGACAUCAACAGCAGUCCUGAGGUCCGGGCCAACGCAACAGCUAAGGCUACUGUUGCAGCUUUUGCAGCGAGUGAGGGUCACUCACAUCCACGUGUGGUGGAACUGCCGAAGACCGAAGAAGGUCUUGGUUUCAACAUCAUGGGUGGAAAGGAACAAAACUCCCCUAUUUACAUAUCACGGAUCAUCCCAGGAGGCAUCGCGGAUCGUCAUGGCGGCCUGAAGAGAGGCGACCAGCUUCUCUCUGUUAAUGGGGUGAGUGUUGAAGGUGAGCACCAUGAGAAAGCUGUGGAACUCCUCAAAGCAGCUCAGGGCACAGUGAAGCUGGUAGUAAGGUACACCCCCAAAGUCCUCGAGGAAAUGGAGUCUCGCUUUGAGAAAAUGAGGUCGGCGAAGCGCCGGCAACAGAACAACUAUCCCCAGUAGGAUUCUGCCAAGUUGAUGUCCAGCUCCCAUGUCUCUCCUCCUCCCUCUCCUCCUCUAGCCUUCUGGCCAUCUGUUCUGGUCUCUUUCUUAUCUCCCGACCCAAAAAACACAACAUACAUAAGUCUUAGUUGCCUCUCACUCAUUCCCUACAUUGUGCUUCUACCCUUCUCUGUAGCAUUUUUACUAUUCACCAUUAUUACUGUAAUAGACACUACGACUCUAGACGAACACUAGAAUGAUCACGAUUGUCAGUGUAGGUGGUCUCUCACACGUGUGCAUUAUUUUCAAAUUGACAGUUUGAAUGCAAGUGACCAUCUUCAGAAUUUCUUUGACUGGAAAGGUAGUGUUUUUAAUUCUUUUAUCAGCCACUACCAAGUGCCUCAGGGCAAACGAGUUCAUCCUAUGUACUGUAUUCACUGUUAAAUUUUUUUAUUCUUUCAAAUGGUUUAAAGUCAAGUACUGGUUAUUAAAUGCUUGUGGCAGGAAUCACUCAUGUUCUGCCACUGUAAUUUUCAAAGAUUGUUUUAGUUGAGUAUAAAUACAUUUUCAAUACAAUGGCCACUGUAAACACAAGUCCAGAAUAGCUGGAGGAGUUGAUAUCAGUGAAUCUGUUAAAAAAACAUGUUUGAUAACAAGGCAAACCACUGAAAGGACACAUAAUCCACAGUUAUGGAUACUAGUGAAGGUUUCUUUCUCUGGGUUAAGUUUUCUUUGUGUCAUACCACACUGUUAAAAACAUUCAGUAGGUGCUGUAAGUGAUACAAAAUGGUCUCAGCAAAUUAUGAACUAAUUCCUGCCAUCAUAGAGACUCACAGUUUUACCUUUAUCUAAGUAAUAAACCGUCAUAAGCAUAAUCUUUGCAGGCAGCAUGACACAAGGUGAAACCUGUUCAGCUUCUGAUUACUUUUUCUUGACCUGAAUCAGGAUUUUACACUUUGUGUAUUUCUUUAGUCAGGUACCAAACAUUUACAGAACAUUUGUCUGUGAUCUUUGCUAAAAUGUGUCUGUCAGUGCUGUUUGCGUCAUAAAGUGACAGCACAAAGCAAAGUAAGACAUUCAUUAUAUCGAGCAAUCUCUUUGUUACAGUAAUGUGAGCUGUCAUCAUUGUAUUCAUGAGUGAAAUGGCGGAUGCAUAUAUCGCACACAUUGUUUAUGGCCUAUCAUCCAGGCUUUAUACAGUCUUUAGGGCAUUAUGUUUAACAUCUGUGGUUUUUUAACAUUUCAUUUCUCAACUCUGACUCAAAACAAAAAUUGUGUCUGAAAUGAAGCCUUCGCAACUUUUGGAUUUGUAUAUCUUGGUUUCAUUAAGACCUUUACAGUGGUUUAUCAUAUCCAUAACACCAGGAUUGGAAUCAGGAUCAACAUUGAGAUAGUGGAACUGUAGAUUUUAAUCAUUUAGUUAAACAAUGACUUCGAACCUACCUGGCUCUGACAAUAUAUUUGUUGGUAUACAGUACCAAGACUUUUCUGUAAUUUCUUUUCAUUAUUGUUAGCAACUGUCUUUACCCUAUUAAAGCUCCAUUCUUAUAAUAUUUAAUUAUUCAUUAUAUAUUAACAAAAGUAUUUAUUUUUAGACUUUUCUUGCUAUUCCAACAAAGGGAACAUUAAUGUAGUGAUUGUCUGUUCGACCCCGCCUCCUCAUUCACUCUUUCAGCAUGACAACAAACUUUCAUUUAGGAGACUUAUCCACACUAGUGUUUUGUUUCCAUGGUAGAGGCAGUAUCCUGUAUAUAGCAUACAUCCUCCCUCAAACUAGGCUAUAGUUAAGCAAGCCAUACGAUUUUCCAGUCUCAGGAUCAACAAAUCCCAUAGUUGAGACAGAUAGGUGGCAGUUGAGAUAGUUAUUUAUUAAAAGGAAGGAGGAUAAAGUAACGUAAGCGUGUGUGAAAGCAGGAAAGCUUUUAGCUUCGCUGUAGUUUCUGUGUUUCUUUGAACGGUGUCAUUAACAUCCUGCACUGUUUGUCCUCUGGUGUUGAAGCAUUCUUCAGAAAUGAUUUUUUUUUUUUAAUGCCCUGUACUGUUAAAUGGACAUCCAGUCAAGUUUGUCACUUUCAAAGUGUUUUGGCCCAAGUUGUCAAGACUUGACAUGACGAUAAACAGCUGCACAGCUAUUGUGACCGAGGCAUCUGAAAUUAUGUCACUGAUGGUUUCCAUUCGCUUGUGUGAUGAAGUAAUUCCAACGCUUUUCUCGCUGUUUUUCAUUGUUUUGUUUUUUUCACCAUCUCCUAACAAACAUGAAGGUUCAACUUACUGUUACAUUUUCAGUCAAUUUCUCCAGCAAACUGUAAAUAGCUUACUAAAAGGUGUUGAAGUCCAUAGGUAGAUUUUAGCAUGAAAUUAUUUAUAUUGUUUUCACCAGAAUAUGAGUGUGUGUGUGUGUGUGUUUCAGGGAUCUGGAAAAUGUCCUAAAAUGGGUUGCAUCACUGAAUGUUUAAAAAAAGAAAACAUUGUCAGUUCAAGAUUAGGGAAAUAUUGGUUGUUGUUUUUCUACAAUAAAGUGAGUUUAAUUUCGGUGAUGAUGUGAUAUUUUUUUCCUUAAUAAUUGGAACUGAAAAAGUAACAUUCAAAGAAAGCAAUUUGCAAAUACGAAUUUGUUGCAGCCUCUACAUUCGUCCAUCAUUAGUUUAAUUCAGGACAGAAUUCAGUUGAAAGUGAACAUCCUCACAAUAACAGAAGGACGUGAUAGAAAUGAGUCUGUUUGGUUCUCAGACGCCUGAUGGUCCAGGUUGAAAGCGGGCGAGGGCGUGUGUAGUGUCGGAGGCUCCACCUCAGGAUAUAGACACAAAUGGUGGUUGAUAGGACGAAGAAGAGGAGGGUCACAGCGAAUCGUAGAAAUGACUCCUGACAUUGACAGAGCAGGUUUCAAAGUUUUAAAGCAUUGCGGGAUUGGCUGAUUGGAUUACAGUAGACACCUAACCAUCAGCUGAUCGGAAGAGGCAGGAAGAGUGAGAGAGAAGUGUGAAUCAGAGCAUUGUAGAGAGAGUCUCCCUGAGAGAACUAAACGUCUGCUGUUCCUCGAAAUGUCAGGUUACCUGCGGCACUGUGAUCGCAGUUGAAGGUCUUGGCCACUUAAUUCAAAUUGUGUGUUUUUUUUAACAUACCGGGGCUUGGUUCAUUUUAAAUACUGAAACUAAGCUCCUGAUGAAACAUCCUUCAUUUAUGGGAUAAAAUCUAAUACAAAACACACACACACACAUUACUGCAAAUCAACUAUCUAUCCAAGGUCAUUGCGAAACUUGUAUUUGUGAGAGCUAGUUUAACUGCAGAAUGUUAUUGACUUUUAUGACCUAAAUUCUGCGUGGUCAAAUGUAAUGUGUGACGUGGGAGCCGCUGCACUUGAAAUUAUUGGAUUUACAUAAAGAGCUGUUUGGUUCCGUUGUAAAAAUCCAAUAUUGAUCACCAUCAAGUGAAAAUUCCCAUGUGAUGUUAGCCUUUCUACUUAAUUAAAGAUUGUCCGGAUGUAUGUAGGAGAAUAUAUGACAGUGUGGUUAUUAGUUUGACCAUUCCAUAGCUCUCUUUAGUUAGGAGGCAGAACAUUUAACAGAAGAGCGGGGUGUACAGAUAAGUGGAAAAGUCUUAAUAUAAUGUAAACUUUGUCCCUUAUUAUUGUGUUUUAUCCAGCUUCAGAUGAGUAACGAACAAACGACGAGAAAAUCAGGAUCAAAACGUAAUGAGACUUUGUUUUUGAUCUUGCACAGUCUCCCCCCCACUGAAUGUCACUGACCAUCGUCUAAGUUCCUUACAGAACCUUUGUGAAGUCAACUUUCUACCACUUCUCCUUGUCUAUAUAUUGGAAUGGUCAAUAAAGUAUUUUUUAUAAUAGUUUUCUUUUGAUAUUUUUCUCAAUUUUUAUAAGUGGGUUUUCCUAAAAUAUAAAUACCAGGAAUAAUUGGUACUUCCAUUUUGACUUGUGUACCAGGACAUGUAUCAGCGAAGUCUCUCUGAAAUGCAGCGCUGAUGUGGAAUCGAACUUGCGGCUGUAUGACCGAACCAAACCGCCCUCCAUCAGCGCUUCUUUUCUGAGACCUGAACUGAUUUGUCUUUUCUUUUUAGUACCAUGACCAAACUUGCGACGUUUUUGAAAAUUUUUGAUAAUGUUUUGAAAUGUUUUAAUCGUUGCUCGUUUAGGAUUAUUACCUUUAGCCUGUGUUGUGUUACGUUGUGUUAUCUAAUUUCCUGUGCUAACGCUGGUGUGGAAUGUAAACUGUUGUGAUGUAGAACGUAACAAUGACUUGACUGGAGGCUGAAUAAACCGUGCUUCAAUGUG